UUAGCAGAUUCACAAGUAAUAGGUACGAUCUGAUAUUGUUAGUUUUUUUCAUAAACAAAAAGACAAGCACAAAUAAUAGAAUGGAUGAGUCUACUUUGACGGAUCUGUUGCGCCUUUACUACUCAAGGCUUUUUCCUUACGUGGAUUACUAUCGCUGGCUGAGCUACGGUGAAGCCAACGUCUUCAGUCGCAGGGAGUUUUCGUUUACUAUGCGGGAUGAUAUGUACAUUCGGUACCAGUCGUUCGAUAAACUCGAUGAUCUCAAGGCCGAGGUAAAGAGGAUUUGUCCCCACAAGAUUGACAUUGGUGCAGUUUAUAAUGUGCCACCAAUAAAUAAAAAACGAGAGGUGAAGUUUGAACCUUUACAGAGGGAACUUGUCAUUGACAUCGACAUGACAGACUAUGAUGAUGUAAGGACUUGCUGCACUGGAGCUGAUGUCUGUAGCAAGUGCUGGAAGUACAUGGUGAUAGCUGUUAAAAUUCUCGACACUGCCUUUAGAGAGGACUUUGGGUUUGAACACAUAUUAUGGAUAUUUUCUGGAAGAAGAGGUAUACAUUGUUGGGUAUGUGACAAGAGAGCUCGCUUUUUAACACAAAACGGUAGAAAAGCUGUAGCAAACUAUUUGCAGCUAGUCACUGGUGGUGAAUUUACAAAGAAAAAAGUUAAAAUAAUCAAAAAGAUGCAUCAUUCUGUCAGGAGAGCAGUGCAUAUCAUAGAGCCAAUGUUUGUUCAGAUGUGCGUUAAAGAGCAAAAUAUGUUGGGUACAGAAGACAGAGUGACAAAAUUUUUAGGAAUAAUCACUGAAGAUGAUAUGCGUGCUGAAGCAAAAGCGGAACUAGACAAACAUACAACCAGCGUCAAAAAAUGGGAUGCUUUUGUGAGCUUUUUCAAAGACCAGCUUCAGUCUGGUUCAAAAAAAUGGCGCAGGACUCCUUUCUUAAUAGAAGAAAUAAUGAUUCAGUAUGCUUAUCCAAGAUUAGACAUAAACGUAACUAAAGGAAUGAAUCAUUUGCUCAAAUCGCCUUUCUGUGUUCAUCCCAAAACUGGCAAAGUUUGCAUUCCGAUAAAUCCGAAAGUAGUUGAGCAAUUUGAUUUAAAUAAUGUUCCUACAAUUACGAAAUUAAUCGAUGAAGUCAAUGCUUUUGAUGACAAGGAGAUUACUGAGCAAGGCGAAUCUGUUGACAAUGUUAAAAGGAUAAAAGAUUACAAGAAAACUUGCUUGAACAAACCUUUUUACGCAUUUCAAGAGUUCUUACGAGGUCUUGAGAAUUCUCAGAAAGGAGAGAAAAUUACAAAAAGCGAUAUGCAAAUGGAAUUUUAGAAAUCGU
Copidosoma floridanum is the source of this 1329-nucleotide messenger RNA. It is a transcript of the gene DNApol-alpha50, whose product is annotated as DNA primase small subunit. NCBI's taxonomy places the organism in Eukaryota, Metazoa, Arthropoda, Insecta, Hymenoptera, Encyrtidae. The record is from RefSeq and is a predicted model, not a curated record. Gene Ontology annotation, biological process: DNA replication, synthesis of primer.